AUGGAUGAAGUAUUAUUUUAUAUUUCACAAGGUGAUAAGAAUGAAGAAAGUUAUGGGUAUAUAACUUCGAUUCAUUCAUCUAAACAAUAUGCAAGUCUAAGACAAGCAUCUACACUAAAACAUUCUACAAAAUUAACUGGUUUUGGACCUGGUGAAAGAAUAAUUACAAGUUGUAUUCAAAAGUCUUUAAUUCAUGUUUAUUCAUAUGGUAAAGAAAGUAUAGAUCAAAAAAUACCAAUACCAGAAUCAUUAACUUCUUUAUGUAUAGUGCUGCAAAAAUCAAGUAAAGAGAUGCUAAAAUUACCGAAUUUUAGAUUACCUUGGUUAUUAAUCGGAGGGUCAAAAAGUGGGAAAUUAUAUAUUUGGGAACUAGCUAGUGGUAAUUUAUUAAAUGUAAAAGAUGCUCAUUAUCAAGGUAUAAAUGUGAUUAAAGUAAGUUGCUGUGGAAAUUUUUUAAUUACCGGUGGUGAAGAUGCAAGAGUAAUUGUUUGGAAUUUAUUUGAUUCAAUAAAUUGUUUUGAUCAAGCACAGAUAAAACCAUAUUGGUCAAUCACAGAUAAUACAUUACCUAUAACGGAUUUAAUACUAAAUGACACUGGAAUAAUAAGUGAUUUAAAAUUAUACACUGUUUCAAAAGAUAAUACAUUGAGGAUAUAUGAUAUUAUAACUAAAUCUUUAUUGACUACAUUUAUACUACCAGAUUCAAUAGAGUCAGUGUGUAAAGAUCCAGCAAAUAGAGUUUUGUAUGUUGGUUUAUCAUCUGGUUUAAUUCGACCAGUUCCUUUAUAUCAUAUAAAUCCAUAUAAUUCAACAUUGGAAAGUAUAGGAGGUAAUAACAAGAUAAUUACACUUGAAAAUGAUCCAGAUUUGAAAAAUCCAUUUGUACAUCAUCAAGGAAAUAGUGUAACUUAUUUAAUCUUAAGUUUAGAUGGUACCUGUUUAUUAUCUGGAGAUUCAAAGGGUCAAGUUUACGCAUCAGACGUAAUUACAAAACAAGUUAUUAAACAAUUUCAACCUUGUAAUGGUCCUAUUUCAUAUAUGGAAACAGCAACAAUACCAACAGAUAUAAAAUCAAUACCAUUAAAUAAAAAACAUAGAAUGAUACCACAAUUAAAAAGAGUGUUGAUAGGUACUGACCCAAUAGAACAUAAUAUAACGUUAGAUAUACCUGAGAAAUUAACUAAUGAUGAUGAAGAUUUUUGCUUUUGGUUAAAUGAGAAGAAGUUGGAAGAAUUGGAGUUUAAAAAUUCAUUUGGUGAUGUUAAUUCAACUGUUAAAUCAAGUGAUUCAGAUGCAAAAUUACAAAAAGUUUCAAAUGCUUAUAAUGAUUUAAGGUCAAAAUAUGAAGAAUUGAUAAAAGAACAUUCAAAGUUGUUAGAUAAAUUAGAAUAG
This is a messenger RNA of Insectozyma verbasci, 1392 nucleotides long. The record is from the annotation of a GenBank genome assembly. Lineage: Eukaryota; Fungi; Ascomycota; Pichiomycetes; Serinales; Debaryomycetaceae.